Messenger RNA from Pleuronectes platessa (European plaice), 1569 nucleotides. RefSeq lists its product as uncharacterized. The transcript has 2 exons. Gene Ontology annotation, molecular function: protein dimerization activity. The record is from RefSeq and is a predicted model, not a curated record. NCBI's taxonomy places the organism in Eukaryota, Metazoa, Chordata, Actinopteri, Pleuronectiformes, Pleuronectidae. The coding region runs from base 84 to 1343 and encodes 419 amino acids.
UGCUCGCAUGCAACCGCUUCAGAGGUUCCCAUACAGGGGAAAGAAUUUGUGAAGAAUUUGAGCAAAUAUGUGAAGAAUAUCAAAUGAAGAAAAAGGUCGACCACAUCAUCUGUGACAACGCUGCAAACAUGAAAAAGGCGUUCAGUACAUGUUUUCCUGGACAGGAAGAUGAAGAUGACGACCAUGAUGAUUUCAACAUUUGGAACAACCUGACAGUGGAAGAGCAGGAGAGGUUUGAGAAUGUAUUGAGUGCAAAGUCCCAGACAAGACUUCAAUGUUUUGCACAUACCCUUCAAUUGACUAUAGGUGAUGGCCUUAAAGACACUAAAAUAAUCAGUGCAGCUCUCUCCAAAGCUUCAAGGUUGAGCUCUUUGCUCCACACGAGCACCACUUUCAAAGACAAAUUUGAGAUGGAGUUUGGACAGCGUGGAAUCCCUGCCUCUGUAACCACACGCUGGAAUUCCACACUUAGGCAACUGAAAUCAGUGCUUAACUGUGACCAACUGAAACUGUCUGCAGUUCUUGAAGAUGCGGGACACAAAGAGACAGUAUUCACAGCUAGAGAGUGGAGUCAGAUAAGGGAACUGGUGGAUGUUCUUCAACCCUUUGGAGAAGCCACGGAUCUCACACAAGGAGAAAAAAUUGUCACUAUAAGUGCUGUGGUACCCUGCAUCCUUUCUCUUAAUCAUCACUUGGAAAAUCAAAAAGAGAGAGUGCACUACAUGGGUGGUUUGAUCCGUAGCCUGCAAGAAUCACUCCAAAGAAGAUUCAGAGGGAUCUUUGUACAUGUGAGGAUGGCAGAUGACCAGAGUGAUGGAGCAACCUUGCCGUUCUCUGACCCUCUAUACCUAAAAGCUGCUUUGCUGGAUCCUUCAUUCGGCACCAUGUGGUUGGCCCAUGAUGUUUUGGCCCCUGAAAACGUCAAGGAGGAUGUGUCUGUGAUGAUAAAAAGCUUGAUUCUCAGAGAUGCUGGCAUGACCAUGACCACGACCAGUCCAAUCACCGAUGAGCCAAUUACACCGUCAGAGCCAGAGCGUCAGACUGGGCUGUUCUCAGCAUACCGCAAAAAUAUGAAGAUGAGUUCAAAUUCCACUCCCCAAAUUCAGUUGAACCACUACCUCGACAUUUGUGAUGGACAGAGCUGCCUUCAGUUUUGGGCCAUGAACAGGCGCACCCUCCCCUCUUUGUUCAAGGUGGCGGUAAGGGUCAUGGCAGUCCCUGCAUCAAGUGCACCUGUUGAACGUGUGUUCAGCCAUGGUGGGGUGAUAAUGCGACCCCAUCGUUCACAACUGAGUGACAAAGUACUCUCAAAUUUAAUUUUUUGCAAAUGCAAUGCAUUGUAAGUCGAUGUAUUGCAAAUAAUAUUCUACAACAUGUAGGGAGAUUGACUGAUGACUUGAUCUGUUCUCGUAUACAGCGAGCCACCUAGAGGUUCUAAUUGAUUCUGUUCAUAGGUUGGAGGUAAUGAUCAAAAAAAACAUUUUCAAACUAUUCACAUAAUGGCUUUGGUAUGCCACAUGCUAUUCUUGUUAUUUCGUCCUGUUCAUAUUUACACUAUCUACAUUUUAA